This is a messenger RNA of Plasmodium coatneyi, 516 nucleotides long. Its product is annotated as SICA antigen. The record is from RefSeq and is a predicted model, not a curated record. Lineage: Eukaryota; Apicomplexa; Aconoidasida; Haemosporida; Plasmodiidae. The transcript is spliced from 2 exons. The coding region runs from base 1 to 516 and encodes 171 amino acids.
AUGAGCUACUUACUCUGGAAGUAUUUUGGAGUGCUUCGUAAAACAAGAAAACGUUACAGAAGAGCUUAUCAAGUACGUGGUCCAUCCUUAGAACAGCAGAUUGUUGACCAUGUGGUCCAGGAUGGUCCACAUGAAUAUUACAUUGUGAAGGAACGCAAACCUCGUUCUACGCCUAUAAAAGGAAGGAAAAAACGGCAUGCUGGUCGCCGUGCUGGUGGUCGUCGUCGUCGUGUACGUCGCCGCAUGAUUAUUGAUAUUCAUUUAGAAGUCUUAGACGAAUGUCAAAAAGGGGACCUGCAUUCGAAGAAGGAAGACUUUUUUGAAAUUUUGGUUCAAGUAUUUAUGGGAAGCGAAUUUAUCAAGGAAGAAAAUAUUCCUAAGGAACAAGUUUCUAUUGUUGAUGUUCCUAAGGAAGAGGUUCGAGGUUCAGAUUCCGGUUUAGGGAAGGAAGACGUUCCUAAGGAACAGGUUCCGACUUCAAGUUCCGGGUUUAGGGAAGGAAGAGUUUGUUCCUAA